Messenger RNA from Cottoperca gobio, 858 nucleotides. RefSeq names its product paired like homeobox 2Bb (gene phox2bb). The record is from RefSeq and is a predicted model, not a curated record. Gene Ontology annotation, biological process: enteric nervous system development; regulation of transcription by RNA polymerase II. NCBI's taxonomy places the organism in Eukaryota, Metazoa, Chordata, Actinopteri, Perciformes, Bovichtidae. Bases 1 to 858 code for a protein of 285 amino acids. The transcript has 3 exons. Gene Ontology annotation, molecular function: RNA polymerase II transcription regulatory region sequence-specific DNA binding; DNA-binding transcription factor activity, RNA polymerase II-specific.
AUGUAUAAAAUGGAGUAUUCUUACCUAAAUUCCUCUGCCUACGAGUCAUGUAUGGCCGGGAUGGACACGACGAGCUUGGCAUCGGCCUAUGCGGACUUCAGCUCGUGCAGUCAAGCCAGUGGGUUUCAGUACAAUCCCAUCAGGACCACUUUCGGUGCCACCUCCGGCUGUCCGUCUCUCACGCCGGGCUCCUGCAGCCUGGGGACGCUGCGGGACCACCAGAGCAGCCCGUACGCCGCAGUUCCCUACAAACUGUUCACGGAUCACGGCGGGCUGAACGAGAAGCGAAAGCAGAGGCGCAUCCGGACCACGUUCACCAGCGCCCAGCUGAAGGAGCUGGAGCGGGUUUUUGCGGAAACGCACUACCCGGACAUCUACACCAGAGAGGAGCUGGCUCUCAAGAUCGAUCUGACUGAAGCCAGAGUGCAGGUGUGGUUCCAAAACCGGCGUGCCAAGUUUCGCAAGCAGGAGCGUGCAGCUGCAGCGGCCGUAGCGGCUGCCAAGUCCAAUUCUGGGAAGAAGUCCGACCUCAGAGAUGACGACAUUAAAGAGACCAAAUCUACCGACCCGGACAGCACAGGAGGACCGGGCCCGAACCCCAUCAACACCUCCAUCUGCGGCGGACCGAGCCCCACCGGAGGCCAGGUCAACACCAUCGGGAACGGACAGCUGGACCAAGGGAAGACCUCCGUGUCCAGCGGCAUGGGGGUGACAGCAGCGGGCCAAAGCUGGGCCACCGCCCCGGGGACCAUCACCUCUAUCCCGGACUCAUUGGGCGGGCCGUUCGCCAGCGUACUGUCGUCUUUGCAAAGACAGAACGGAGCCAAAGCUACAUUAGUAAAGACCAGCAUGUUCUAA